Molecule: messenger RNA, 336 nt
Organism: Paramuricea clavata
Lineage: Eukaryota; Metazoa; Cnidaria; Anthozoa; Malacalcyonacea; Plexauridae
Source: the annotation of a GenBank genome assembly
AUGCUUUCUAGGCGAGUUCUGGGCGAACUAGUGUUUAGUGAAAACAUUAGUGUGGGUGAAAUUGCAGAAGAGAGCAUUUGUAAAGAUGCAGGUACCGAUUUUUGUGACAUUGAAUCUGACAGCAGUGCUGAUGAAAUUACUCCUGAAGCAAGCAGCACAAUAACUGGUUUUGAUGAUGAGUCCUAUAGUACUAGUAGGAAUCUCUUUCAUGCUGCAAUGUUUCUUAAUGAUAAAAUUAAAGGAUGUAAACCAUUUUAUGACAAUUGGCCGCCUUCUCCUUCUGAUAUAAGUAUUUCUGUCAUGGCUUCUUGGUUUUACUACAGAUGUAUUAUUUAA